Molecule: messenger RNA, 1818 nt
Organism: Cordyceps fumosorosea ARSEF 2679
Lineage: Eukaryota; Fungi; Ascomycota; Sordariomycetes; Hypocreales; Cordycipitaceae
Product: Aldehyde/histidinol dehydrogenase
Exons: 2
Coding region: 1-1818 (605 amino acids)
Molecular function (GO): aldehyde dehydrogenase (NAD+) activity
Source: RefSeq, a predicted model, not a curated record
AUGGAAGCGCCCAAAGCCUGUGUGCUGUCGCUCCUCCGUCGCGGCAGCGACUAUGCCCAGCCGUACCUCCAACAGGUCCCGAAGCCCGUUCUGCAGGCCAGCGUCGCCGUAAUUGCCAUCCUUCUCACCACCAUCCUCUUCCGCACCGCUCAAGCCUCCCUCGCCGCUCGUCCCCGCCUCUACGUCGUCUCGCCGCCCACCCCCGACGCCGACCCUUCCACGCAGCCCGCCGCGUCGCUCUCCUCCCACAUCCCCUGCUACGCACCCGCGACGGGCCAGUUCCUCGGGAAUGUGCCCGCCGCCUCCGCCGCCUCCAUUGACACCGCCAUUGCCGCCGCCGCCGCCGCCCAGCGCGCCUGGCGCCGCACCACCUUGCCCCAGCGCGAGGCAGUGCUGCGCUCCAUGCUGCGGCACGUGCUCGACCACGCGGAGCAAAUCUGCCGGGUUGCGUGCCUCGACAGCGGCAAGACUCUCGUCGACGCCCAGCUCGGUGAGAUCAUGGUGACCGCGGAGCGCCUGCAGUGGACGCUGCGGCACGGCGCCCGCGCGCUGGCGACGGAGCGCCGCCCGACCAACCUGCUGAUGAUGCAUAAGCGGAACACGGUCAGCUACGAGCCCAUGGGCGUCGUCGCCGCGCUCGUCAGCUGGAACUACCCCUUCCACAACCUGCUCGGCCCCGUCAUCAGCUCGAUAUUCGCUGGAAACGGCAUCGUCGUCAAGGUCUCGGAGCAGACAGCCUGGUCAAGCGCGUACUUUGCCGACAUCGCCAAGGGUGCCCUCGCCGCGCACGGUUUCGAUCCGGACCUCGUGCAGACGCUCGCCUGCUGGCCGGCGCAGGCCGAGCAUCUUACCGCGCACCCGGGCAUCGCCCACAUCACCUUCAUCGGCAGCCAGCCCGUUGCGCACGCCGUCGCCGCGUCCGCCGCCAAGGCGCUCACGCCUGUCGUCGCUGAGCUUGGCGGCAAGGACCCCUUCAUCGUCCUCGACUCGGCCGAGCACGACCUCGCCCGCAUUGUCGAGGUCAUCCUGCGCGGCACCUUCCAGGCCGCCGGCCAGAACUGCAUCGGCAUCGAGCGCGUCAUCGCCGCCCGCGGUCCCGUCUACGACAAGCUCGUCGCCGCCCUCGCCCCGCGCGUCCGCGCCCUGCGCCUCGGUCCCGACGCUGACGUCGGCGCCAUCAUCUCCCCGGCCUCCUUCGACCGCCUCGAGGCCCUCGUCGACGACGCCGUCGCUCGCGGUGCACGCCUCCUCGCCGGCGGUCGCCGCCACCAGCACCCUGACUACCCCGGCGGCUCCUACUUCGCGCCGACUAUGCUCGCAGACGUCACGCCCGACAUGGCCAUCGCCCGCAGCGAGUGCUUCGCCCCCAUCCUCACGCUCAUGCGCGCCGACGCGUCCACCGCCGACGCUGUGCUCGCCGUCGCCAACGCGCCCGACUUUGGCCUCGGCGCCUCCGUCCACGGCGCGGAGAGCGACCCGCAGCUCGAUCCCAUCGUCCGCGGCCUCAAGGCCGGGAUGGUCGCCGUCAACGACUUUGCCGUCUACUAUGCCGUCCAGCUGCCCUUUGGCGGCGUCCGCGGGUCCGGCUACGGUCGCUUCGCGGGCGAGGAGGGCCUCCGCGGUCUCUGCAAUAUCAAGAGCGUCUGCGAGGACAGGCUCGGUUGGCUCGGGGUCAGGACGGGCAUACCACCGCCCAUGCAGUACCCGGUGCCCGACCAGAAGCGCAGCUGGCAGUUUGCGCAGGGCGUGGUCGAGCUUGGCUACGGCGACGGGGCGAGAAAGGCCAAGGGUCUGAUGGGCAUACUCAAAAACAUGUAA